Messenger RNA from Dermatophagoides pteronyssinus (European house dust mite), 1310 nucleotides. RefSeq lists its product as uncharacterized. NCBI's taxonomy places the organism in Eukaryota, Metazoa, Arthropoda, Arachnida, Sarcoptiformes, Pyroglyphidae. The record is from RefSeq and is a predicted model, not a curated record.
CAAUGAUGAACAACAACAACAAACGGAACAACCAUUGGAUUUAUCAUUGAAGAAAAAACAUCAUACAGAAUCGAUUAUCGAUAUUGAUGAUAAUCAUCAGGUGAUGAAAGAUCUCAAUCCAAGAUGUGAUAAUGAACAACAACAACAACAAAUACGAAAUGAUUUAUGUCAAAGUCCAUCAACAUUAUUAUCAUCGAUUAAAUGUUGUUCACCAUCGAUUGUUGAUAAUGAUAAUGAUAUAUCGUUGUUGAAUCGUCCAUCACUAACAACAACAACAAAUCCAUUUGUAUUUAAACAACCGAUACCAUUAUUGGAUGAUGAUCAUCGAAUCUCUUUACCAUCAUCUUCGUCAUCAUCGUUUGAUCAUCAUCAUUUAGAAUUAAAACCAUCCAAUUAUCAUCAACGAAAAUCAUCAAUCGAUUUAUUCGAUACAUUAUUAGAAGAAGAGAUACAAAAAUUUCUGAAUAAUUCGGAAAGUAAAACAACAUCGUCGUCGUCGUCGUCGUUUAUGGAUACAGAAUCAUUGUUGAGCAAAAAACAACCAUUUUCGAAUGAUGAUGAUGAUGAUAAUGAUGAAUUUGAUAGGAAAAUUGAUAGAAAAUUAAAACAAUUAAAAAAUGAAGUAAAAAUGAUUAAUAAUAAAUUUACCGAUAAUGUUGAUAUAUUUCAAUUAAUGUCCGAUACAUUUAAUGAUAAUGAUCAUGAUGAUCAUAAUUUACGAAUGCAUUUUAAAUUUGAUUUAAAUAAAAAUCUUGAACCAUAUAAUUUGGAUAAUAAUUAUCGUCAACGUGGCCAUCAAUCGACAUCGACAUCGUUGAUGAAUACAAUUCCACGUAGCCGUUUAUAUCAUCGUAAUCAGAUAAGACGUCAUUUGGAAGAUGCAUUCAAACAGAAUGGUUUUCUUGUAAAGACAAAACAAAUAAGCGAUGCUAAUAAUUCGGCAAUGUUUUGUAAAUUUCGACAAUUAAGAAAAUAUACACGUUAUUAUCUAAAAUCAUGGCAUAAUCAUUUACCGGAUGAAGUGAAUAAAAUUUGUAAAGGUUUUCUACCACCACCAUCAUCAUCAUCAUCAUCAUCAACAACAUCGACAUCAAUCAAAUCUGAACAUCCAAUAUUUAUUCCAAUGGAUGAUCAACAUCGAACAACCACAUCGACAUCAUCAAUAUCAAGAUCGAUGGCAUCAAUGGAAUCGAAUAAUAAUCAUCUAAUGGAAUGAUAAUGAUAAUCGAAUUGAACCAGGAAUUGAUUUGCAAAAAAAGAAACCAAAAUCUAGUCACGAAAGAUUAUGAUUAAACUUACCUACCCACAUA